AAGUAAUGGGAUUAUAGGAGGAGGGCAAACCAAAGUCCUGAAAUUUGGAGGUGCAACUCUAAACCCCUCGAAGCUUCGGUUGGCUCUAGUCACUAGUCUAGAUGACGACCAGAAUAGCGCCGGGCGUCGGCGCAAAUCUCCUCGGCCAGCACUCCGCCGAGAGAAACCAAGACGCCACCGUCUACGUCGGCAAUCUCGAAUCCAAAGCAGGUGAAGAAUUAUUAUGGGAGCUGUUUGUGCAAGCAGGUCCAGUUGUUAAUGUAUAUGUGCCCAAGGACAGAGUUACAAAUGCUCAUCAAGGCUACGGGUUUGUGGAGUUUAGAAGCGAAGAAGAUGCCGAUUAUGCAAUCAAGGUUCUUAAUAUGUUAAAAUUGUUUGGAAAACCUAUUCGAGUAAAUAAGGCUUCACAAGAUAAGAAAAGUGUUGAUGUCGGAGCUAACCUUUUCAUUGGAAAUCUGGAUCCUGAUGUUGAUGAAAAGCUUCUUUAUGACACUUUCAGUGCUUUUGGUGUUAUUGUUGCAAAUCCUAAGAUAAUGAGAGAUCCGGAAACUGGAAAUUCUCGCGGUUUUGGUUUUAUUAGCUAUGAUUCUUUUGAGGCUUCUGAUGCUUCUAUUGAGACAAUGAAUGGUCAGUAUCUCUGCAAUCGUCAAAUAACAGUGUCUUAUGCAUACAAGAAAGAUACUAAAGGAGAGCGCCACGGUACCCCUGCAGAAAGGGUUCUUGCAGCAAGUAAUCCUACUACCCAAAGAAGUAGGCCCCACACCAUGUUUGCGAGUGGACCUCCAACAAUCCCUCAGCAAAAUGGUGGUGUCAAUGCCCCGGUUGCUCCAAGGCCCUUUACAAACGGCCCUGUUCCUCCACCACCAGUCCCAGCACUCGGUGCGCCACCUCCACAGAACAUGUAUCAACCUAUGCAGAUGCAAGUGCCAUCUUGGCAGGGCCAGCCACCGCAACCUGGUCAUGCUGGUAUUCCUCCACCAAUGCAGCAAUUCAGAAGCAUGCCACCUCCACCUCCACAAAUGGCUCCAGCUCCUAUGAGACCUCCACCGCCUCCAUCUGGAAUGGCUGCUCCACCUGGUUGGCGACCACCGCCACCUCCCCAGCAUCUCAUGGGUGGAACCCAUCCCAUGCAGCAUAUGAUGCCCCCACCUCAACAUAUGAAUAUGGCGCCACAGUAAACUUGACACUCGUGAAGUUGUUAUAUGCCAACAUUGGUACUGUUCUGACCUAUUUCUUAUUACGACAUGUUCAAGUAGUUAGUUAGAAAAUAUAUUCUUGUUCAACUUUUUGAUUGAUAAUUAUCUAGUCAGAAGUUCAGCAUUA
This is a messenger RNA of Salvia splendens (bonfire salvia), 1323 nucleotides long. Its product is annotated as splicing factor 3B subunit 4. Lineage: Eukaryota; Viridiplantae; Streptophyta; Magnoliopsida; Lamiales; Lamiaceae. Gene Ontology annotation, biological process: positive regulation of mRNA splicing, via spliceosome. Gene Ontology annotation, molecular function: RNA binding. The record is from RefSeq and is a predicted model, not a curated record. The transcript has 9 exons. Gene Ontology annotation, cellular component: nucleolus; precatalytic spliceosome. Bases 102 to 1178 code for a protein of 358 amino acids.